UACCAAAUUGCCACUCUCUUCUUUCUUAAAUGGGAAGGAAGAGGAGCCGGGAUUCGCAUCGUAGUACCCGACAGCGCGUCGUCUCAUCACAGAGAGCAACUUCUCCCGUAAAAAUGUUGUAAUUUUCCGGGCGGAUUCUUAAACAACAACAACGUUGUAGUUCUAGGAUACUGCUACUGCUAGGUACUAAUAUCGCACGAGGUAAAAACUGAAUACUGGAGUAAUAAUUAGCCGGUAGUUAAGUUUGGUGGAAGAAAUAGGAAAAUAUUAUUGUUAUGGAUUACGAUUUUAGGAACAGAAAGAACCCCCCGCCUUACGAUUCUCAAAUUCCGAUGCACCGCCCCGCCACCGGGCCCUCCUCCACCCAUCCGACGUACGGUAAUCCCUCCCUCUACCCUAAGGUAGGCCAACUUCCUGGUGUCCCUGGUCGGAACCCCUCUUUUCAUCAUCCCACCCCGUCUCCGCCAUCUGCCGCUCCUGGAAUUGGGAUUAGGGUUGCUUUGAAGCCUGAGUAUCGGAUUUCACCACCGCCUCAUUUAUCCCCUCAAAUUGGAGACAUUCCUCGAAGCAAUUUCCUCUUUGAUUUUGAAUUUGAGAGGAAGGUUUUGGCUGAAGCAGAGAAAGAAAGCCAAAACUGGAGCAGGCUGGGGCUAGAAAAUCUUCCAUCUAAAACGCCAGAGGCAACAUCUUCUCUGGGCUCCACACCAGACUCGGUAGUGAGCAAAUAUAUUGCAUCAGGUCUAAGCAGGGAGGCUGUGCAUGUAGCAGUUGCAAAUUAUGGAGACAAUCCAAGCAAGGUCAGGGAAUUUGCCAACGGCUAUGCCCUCUUGCGAGAAAUGGGAUUCUCAUCAAAUAAUGUUGCAGAAGCUCUGCUCAUGUAUGACAAUGACACAGACAAGGCAUUGGCACACUUUCUUAACAGUUCAUCCUAGUUGUGGUUGUGCUAUACUUUGUUGGGUUGUCAAACAUUUAGGUUGUUGAGGAAAGUGAAAAGAGAGAUGUUUGGAAUAUACUAUAAAAUUCACUGUAAAGUAACAAAAAAAUGAAUUACUUGCCUCUGUAUAAUUCGCAUUAUAAUUUAUAAGUUUCUGAAUUGCACUCACGGAAGACAAAUUUUGUAAUAGGCCCCUCAUUGCCAAAUUCCACUAUUCUCCAG
Molecule: messenger RNA, 1156 nt
Organism: Coffea eugenioides
Lineage: Eukaryota; Viridiplantae; Streptophyta; Magnoliopsida; Gentianales; Rubiaceae
Exons: 5
Coding region: 276-932 (218 amino acids)
Biological process (GO): ubiquitin-dependent protein catabolic process via the multivesicular body sorting pathway
Cellular component (GO): ESCRT I complex
Molecular function (GO): ubiquitin binding
Source: RefSeq, a predicted model, not a curated record